ACUCCCACUCCAUCCCCCCCAACCCAACCCAACCCCGAGGCGAGAAGACCACCACCCCAUCCCGGCGGCGGCGGAUCACGCUGUGCGCGCGCGUGCCUGCGGCUGCGUGAGGAGAGAAAAAGGAAGGAUAAAAAGGCGCGCGUCGGUUGCAGUUAGCGAGGGGCCGCGAGGAGGAGGAGGAGGAGGAGGAGGAGGAGUCUCGGCACUGGGCGCUGGGCAGGGAGGGCGAGACCGCGAGGAGGGAAUCAUGAGCGGAACAGGGUACACAGUGGAAGUCACUAACCUGUCAAGCAGCGCAUCUGAGAAUGAUCUUCAUGAGUUCUUCUCAUUCUCUGGACCUAUUGAGCAUAUAGACCUUAUCAGAUCAGGAGGAUAUGGCUCAACUGCUUAUGUGACUUUCAAGGAACCCUAUGCAUUGGAAACUGCAGUAUUGCUGAGUGGGGCUACCAUUGUGGAUCAGCCGGUGUGCAUAUCUCGUUGGGGACAACCUGAUGAGCCUUGUAAUUUCUGGGACAGGCCAACUUGGCAGGUGGAGGAGGAAAUUGAAUAUAGGGAUUACCAAUCAUGCCAGUUCAACGCCACUCCACAGGAAGCAUUGACAGUGGCUCAGGACGUCGUGAAGACAAUGCUGUCAAGGGGAUACAUACUGAGCAAGGACGCAUUGUCCAGGGCUAGAGCUUUCGACGAGUCCCACCAGCUAUCUGGGUCUGCGGCAGCAAAGGCUGCGGAGCUGAGCCGGAGGCUCGGCCUGACCGACAGAGUCAGUGCUGGUGUUGGCGCAAUCAGAUCAGUGGAUGAGACAUACCGUGUUACCGAGACGACCAAGACCGUCACCACCGCCACUGGAAGAACAGCAGUCAAGGUUAUGAACACCAUCGUGACCAGCAGCUACUUCUCUGCGGGAGCUAUGAUGGUCUCCGAGGCUCUCACCCGCGCCGCCAAGGCCGCUGAAAAUCUGGCUGCUCACGGCAGGCAGCAUUAAUGGAAAUAAACACCCCGUUCGAACAGUUCGUUGUGUCGGUUAUACAAAAGUCAGUUAUUCAGACACCAGGGUUGAACUUAAAGAGUCUUAAGGUAUGAUAUUUAUGCUAUGUAUGAUACAGUAUAUAAUAACAGUAUUGUGGUAGCUAGAAAAAACUGUCAGUUAUUCAGACAACAAAUGUGGUUUGAACAAGCUAUGUGCAGAAUUCAGUCAAGGUGAUCGUGCAGUCA
Triticum aestivum (bread wheat) is the source of this 1212-nucleotide messenger RNA. Its product is annotated as binding partner of ACD11 1. The coding region runs from base 248 to 982 and encodes 244 amino acids. Gene Ontology annotation, molecular function: RNA binding. Lineage: Eukaryota; Viridiplantae; Streptophyta; Magnoliopsida; Poales; Poaceae. The transcript has 6 exons. The record is from RefSeq and is a predicted model, not a curated record.